Messenger RNA from Zasmidium cellare ATCC 36951, 480 nucleotides. RefSeq lists its product as uncharacterized. The transcript is spliced from 3 exons. Lineage: Eukaryota; Fungi; Ascomycota; Dothideomycetes; Mycosphaerellales; Mycosphaerellaceae. The coding region runs from base 1 to 480 and encodes 159 amino acids. The record is from RefSeq and is a predicted model, not a curated record. Gene Ontology annotation, molecular function: fatty acyl-CoA hydrolase activity.
AUGUCUCAGCGUUGUUUGCCAUUCGUGAGGUCCGUUUGGGAGUCCUUUAGGGCGAAUUCGGGGUUGGAACCGAGGUAUCUCCGCAUAACCUCCGCCCGCCCAGGCACCGUCAACUUCGAACUCGACAUCCGCAAAGAACACACGAACCGCCUCGCGAUCCUGCACGGCGGCACCAUCGCCUCCAUGGUCGACCUGGGCGGCUCGCUGGCCGUCGCGUCGCGCGGCCUCUUCGCCACGGGCGUGUCCACGGAUUUGAACGUGACGUAUUUGAAUUCCGGGGGGAAGGUCGGGGAUACGAUCAGGGCGGAGGUCGUUUGUGAUAAGUUUGGCAAGACGCUCGCAUACACGAGCAUCAAGUUUACGAAUGCGAGCGAUGAGUUGGUGGCGAGGGGGAGUCAUACCAAGUAUGUGAGUUUUGCGUGGAAGGAUGCGAAUAAUAUUGUGGAGGAGUUGAGUCCCAAGGGAGGCGAGUCGAAAUAG